Messenger RNA from Xiphophorus couchianus (Monterrey platyfish), 5035 nucleotides. Its product is annotated as genetic suppressor element 1. Lineage: Eukaryota; Metazoa; Chordata; Actinopteri; Cyprinodontiformes; Poeciliidae. The record is from RefSeq and is a predicted model, not a curated record. The transcript is spliced from 3 exons. Gene Ontology annotation, molecular function: protein binding; RNA binding. Gene Ontology annotation, biological process: nervous system development; negative regulation of transcription by RNA polymerase II. The coding region runs from base 1121 to 3148 and encodes 675 amino acids. Gene Ontology annotation, cellular component: nucleus.
GUAUUCAUAAAAGCUCUCUUAAUAAGCAGGUUCGUCACAAAGUGCUUUGAUGAGAACAAAGGACACAAAUUCAGAUGAAACUGCAGAUAAACAAAAAAGAGCACUGUGCAUGUGCAUGUUUGUGUGUGUGCGUGGGUCUGGGUGUGUGUUGCUGUGCAUGUGCUUUUCUGUGUUUGUGUGUGUUCUUGAUGGAUGUGAGGUUUAGUUUUGAGUCAGAGGCAGCAGCAAAAGCCUAAGUCUGAGAGUGUGUGUAGGAUGAGCCUCCUACCACGUCCCUCCCUGUCUCUCAACUGUCUUUCUGCCUCCCCUCCAUCCUUUUCUUUCUUCUAUGUGUCAGCAUGUCUUCUGUAAAUGUCAUUACAGACAUAAAUUAGUGAUUUGAUUGCUCUUCACUGGCCGAUUAGCAAUAUUCCAUGUUUUCAACUUGAGACAGUUUGUUAGAAGUAGAAGACAUCAGACAACAACGAGAUCUGUAGUCUGCAUCCUUGACUGUGCAUACAUAUGAGUGCAUGUAUAUGUGUGUAUGCAUGUUUGUAUCCCUCACAGUGAUUAAAGCAAGUGGGCGGCAGCAGCAACUGGUCUGCCUGUGUGGCUCUGCAUAGCAGACAUGUUUCUCACUGCUAGAUAUUACUCAUUUCCUCAGCCCUUUGCACACACAAGCACACGCACACACACUCUUGACACACACAUGCUCACAGGCACAACAGACACGGAGACGGAUAGCAGACUCUCAGUUUUUUCCUUCAGUUUGGUGGGCUCGCUGGUGUUAUUUCACUCGUUCAGAGAUCAGAGGCAGGGCGUAGCUGCAGGCUGCUGAUAUCUGCGGGUGUUAGAGCCCAUGGCGGUGCUGUGAAGGAAGCACUGUGGCACAGUAAGGAGCUGGGAGGUGGGCUGACCCCCCUGGGAGGACUAGAAUAUGAAUGAGUACCAGCUCUGGGACAUCUCCUCACCCCGGUACCAAGGUGAGUGGUGCUUCAGUGCAAAAGCAGCAACAGCGAUCCAACAGUGAUGCUGUGUACCGGCCUUCCCUUCUGUGUGCACCCCUCGUUUUCCCGUGAGGCCCAUGUGACCUAACCUACACUAACACACAGGGGGCCCCCACUGCUGCUGGAGCCCACCCAUGAAUCCAAGCCCUGACCGCAGCAAAGAGCGCCUCCCUCCCAAAAAGAGGGAGUCUCGGCAAGGGUCUGCAGAACACCACGUCCCUCUGGAUGAGUUUAAACCGCCUGUGCCAUUUCGGAGUCGGCAUACUGCCAGUAGAGGGGAGGGAGGCAGGGAACACAGUGACCGGGACAGAGUUCUCGCUAACCCAAACUCCCAUCUCCUAAACAGUCCUCCAGCCCUUCCUACUCCAGCAUCAGGUCUCCAUGUGCCAUUACCAUGGUCGCUGAACUACUCUUCACCUGUUUCUCUUCCACAUUUUCCAAGCCAGGUCAGCGACAGAAGGAGCUCAGUGUCUCCUGCCUGGAGAGAUGAUCCCCUCACCUCAACCCUACCCCAUCACUCUAGGUGGCUCAGAGGGGAGGGACCACUAUCAUUGCCCCCCUCCCCAUCUUCUUCCUCAUUUAAGACUCCAUUUCCAGCAAGUACAAGAGAAAUGUGGUCCUACCUUAACACCGGUCGUCGGGAUUAUAGCUCUCUCUUUUCUCCUUCCUACUUGUUUAGCCCUCACUCUUUGUAUCCCCAAGACCCCAGCUUAGUUGAUGUAAGACCUAGAUACAAAAGGCCUAAUGGCUUAGAUGGGUCAGGCAGCAGGACUGCCUCAGUUUCCAGGCCUCUCCUCACUGGAGAGUAUGGGAAUGACAGCAGCAGAUCUAGGCUUGAUGUAAGUCAAUAUACUUUGCAUGCCAAUGGUGUACGUAGACAGCAGGAGGACCUGAUCUCCCCUGUCCAUUCUGCAGGGGCAUUUUUGUCAGAUUCUCAACCUCAAGUAAGCCCUGAACCACAUUCCUCACUGCAGGAAACAAAUCAGUCUGGGAAGACCAGCUCCACUUCCCUCCCCACUAGUCCACAUACCCUUGGACCAGAUGCAAGGGCUGGCAGAGGUGGACUUCUGGAUCAUGGGGGGGCUACACCAUCUGAGGCCCAAUAUUACCCCUUUGGAUCAGUCACCCAUCCCAGUCCUCACCCCCAGGCCUAUCCUCUCUCCAGCUCCUCAGGAACACUUUCAUACAGUCUGCAUAGGGAGCCAGGUCCAAGGCAGCACACACUAAGGAAUUCACCACACUCACCCCUUAGUCUGCCUAACAGUCAUGACAGGUCACAAAGAGAGUGGGAUAGAGACCUAGAAAGAGACAAAGUCCUCCAGAGGGACAGGGAAAAAGGUAAAGUAAAAGAUAAGCAAUUACAUCAUGACAAAGACCAAGAAAGAGAGAGUGAGCGUGAGAGACGACGCAACAGAGAGAGAGGGAGAGAUUUUUCUCCUUCCAAUCCUCAGACAUCAUCCCCAGCCCUGCGCCCAUCUCCCCCUGCACUCCUACCUCAUUUCACCAAGGGGUCUCUGAUUGAGCUGGCCAGCGGGCGGUUGAAACGAGUGGAGGAGCUGAGGACAGAAGACUUUCUGAGGAGUGCAGAUACAUCCCCUGAGUUCCACCUCAGCACCUGCACUGUUCUGGUGAUUUCCCCAAGCAGUACACAGGGUUUCAGUCACCUGCAGGUUCACCUUACAGAUCGCAACUCUCAGGAGUUACUGCAGGUCUUGGUGGAGUACCCGUUCUUUGUGCAAGACCUGGGCUGGUCUUCCUGCUCUCCUCAGAGAACUACACAGCUGUAUGGCCUGCCCUGCCGUCAGCUUAGUGAGGGUGAUGUUUGCCUAGCCCUAACCCCAAUGCCCACACAAACUCAGCGGACACCCAGCCGCACCAGCUCUAGGGCUCAUCGCACGCAACUGCUCCCCAGAGCUCCAGCAGAUUCAAGCAGCUCGCAAAGGGAGGAGAUGCCACCACCACCUCCACCCCCUCCACUUCCUUCCCAGCCACCCCUUUUAACACCAGGCCCUUCUUGCAAACUGGCUACAGAUACUCCCGCAAAGGAGCAGCAACGGCCUCGUAAACGGCGCUGGUCUGCACCAGACACACUUCCCUCAACCAGAACUGAUAAAAGCCUCCUGGAUUUACCUCAUGGCUCCAAGCUAAUGAAGUGGCAGUAGAAACUUGCACAUGCAUACUUACACAAACAUGAGCACACACACACCCUCCUUGUCUCUGUUGAUCCUACCAAGACAAACAGUGGAGAGACCUCAAGGUAGGGUUGCAGGGAAGAUAUACACAACAAUAGAAGACACAAAUUACAAGUGAUAUGUCUAAUUCAUAAAGACGUAGCCCCUGCUGACCCUUUCCUUUCCUCUCCUAUCCUACCCUUUAUUUUCUUUUCAUUCCUUUCCUUUCCCUUUCUUCUUUUCCUUUCCUGUUAAUUCCAUUCCCUUACCCUUUCCUGUUCUGAAAGAAGCAGCAGGGUGCAUGUCAAUUCGCUCCUUCACCAUUUGGUACUAUUGUAGUUUUGGCCAUUUUAUAACUGAUUAUUUUGCACACAAAAGAGUGCUAUCCACCAUAGGGACGUUUUACACUGACCAUGCAUCAGCUUGUAUCAAUCACACCCGUGUUUGUUUCCAUGAUUCAAAGAAAAUAUCUACAUCCUACUUACUGUAAAGAGAUGUGUUUCUAUAACUCCAAUACAUAAUAUCUUACAAGAUCACUUAAAGGUAUUUUGGUUUGCCAUUGGGUUCUAAUCUAUAAUUUUUCAAGUGAUCUAAAUGGAACAGAGUGAAGUACAUAAUCUUCAGGUAUUGAUAUACAGUUGAACGAAAUUACAUGAAAGUUUCCACUAUUACUACCAUUUUUCUCCAUAACUGACAAAAUACAUAACAGCCUCAAAUAAACUGAUGCACCAUGGUAUAAGUUCAUAAGAGAGUAUUCAAUUAUUUAUUCAAGUGCAUAAAAUAGAAGCAGGAAGGGAUGAAAUGGUAACGCUUAGAUUCAAAUUUGAGUACGAACUGGUGAAGGGGUGAAUUCACUCAGAGAUAUAGCAGCAACUAAUUGACUCUUUACAAAGACACUGAAGAUAUUUAAUGAGACAAUCAAGCACUUGUCUGUGUUCACUCUGUUUUUGCUAUGGUCGUCCCACAUACCUUCUCAAUAAAAGUAAUUACUGCAGGGUAUUUUCAAUCAGUGUUAUGAAAGUAAACGCUAUUGAGGAAUUGCAUAUAUAUAUAUAUAUAUAUAUAUAUAUAUAUAUAUAUAUAUAUAUAUAUAUAAACAAAUUUUAAAUUUUAACUAUAUAUAUAUAUAUAUUACAUUACAGAUGUUAUAUACAGUAAAUAUGCUAAACAGAUUUAAUGCAAUUUCUGUCAAUCUUGCAAUGCAGUUUUUCUUUAAUUGUUUCUUUUCUUGCAUCGGAGCCGAUGUUUUCACACCGGCCUGGGCAGGCAAGGUGAAUGUAUGAGCAACACUUCGCCUUUUUUUGUAAUUCUUAUCACUGGGAGUCAUUUCAAAAGGUUGUUCAUCAAAGCAUUACUCUCCAAUAUGUUCUUAACAUUAUCUCUGAGAAAGGGAGAACACUAAUGAAAACUGCGUAACAGACAAUCCCACCCACACAGACAGGUCUGUGCCACAUCGCCUCGACACUUAUGGUGUUUUUCCAUUAAAAACUGAAUGAUGGAAGGAGUAAAAAAGGUGCAGUAUGGCUGAAGAGUAAUGGUGCUAAUAACACGUUGGAACAUGAUGCUUUGUGAAUGCUCUUGACCCCUGUGUGUACUGUACGCUUCAGUUCCCGUCUCAUUUUUUAAUGUACUGUAUAUGUUCGAAGGCAGGGAAAAAAUGAUGAAAGUAUUUUAAACUCAGAUACGGGUAAAUCAUCUGAUUCAGCACUCUCUAUCACUUUAGUUGUUUUUUUUAAUUAUUAUUUUAAAGGAGAAAAAUCUUACCUGUUACUUUAUUUUCUUUUUAAAUGUUACAGCUACAAAAAUGUAUAUUUUUAAAAAAAAUUGUGAAUCUGUUAUAUGAUGUUCGAUAGAAAUAAAUGAGAAAAAAGCUUUAUA